AUGCUGCAGAUUGGGGAAGACGUGGACUAUCUGCUCAUCCCCCGCGAGGUCCGGCUGGCCGGAGGCGUCUGGAGGGUCAUCUCCAAGCCGGCCACCAAGGAGGCGGAAUUUCGGGAACGGCUGAUCCAGUUUCUGGAAGAAGAAGGCCGCACCCUGGAGGACGUGGCCCGCAUCAUCGAGAAGAGCACCCCGCAUCCACCCCAGCCCCCCAGAAAGCCUAAGGAGCCCCGAGUGAGGAGGAGAGUCCAGCAGAUGGUGACCCCACCCCCGCGGCUGGUCGUGGGCACUUAUGACAGCAGUAACGCCAGUGACAGCGAGUUCAGCGACUUCGAGACUUCCAGGAACAAGGCUGACAAGGGCCACAAAGGCGCCGGCAGUGGCAGGAAGGUGCGCAAAAUGCCCGUCAGUUACCUGGGCAGCAAGUUCCUCGGGAGCGACCUGGAGAGCGAGGAUGAUGAGGAACUGGUGGAGGCCUUCCUCCGGCGAGGGGAGAAGAAAGCCAGCGCGCCGCCUCCCCGCCGACGGGUGAACCUGCCCGUGCCCAUGUUUGACGACAGCCCGGGACCCCAGCAGUCCAAAGCGGACAGGUGGCGGGAGUGUGUCAGCCAGGUGUCCUGGGGGAAGCUGAAGCGGAGGGUGAAGGGCUGGGCACCGAAGUCCAGCCCCGGGGUGGGCGAGGCCAGGCAGGUCUCUACCAGGAUGGAGAGGGACAGCGCAUCGGUGCCAGGCAGCGCCAGCCUGGGGUGUAACGUGGGAAAUGCACGAGAUGGGCGGGUGCCUGAGACCCCUCCAAGGCGAUGGAGGCCCCAGAUCAACUGGGCUUCCUUCAGACGUCGCAGGAGGGAGGAAACAGCAUCCAGAGCUCAGGGGGGAGAGGCUGCAGAUGAGCAGAGGGUGGAGGCUGUAAAUAAUCAGAGGGCGGAAGCCAUAGAUAAUCAGAGGGUGGAGGCUGUAGGUAAUCAGAGGGGGGAGGCAGUAGAUAAUCAGAGAGCAGGGCCCAUAGCUGUCCAGGAGGCCGAGGCUGUGGAUAAUCAGAGAGCAGAUGCCCUGGCUGUCCCGGGAGCAGAGGCCAUACCUGUCCAAGGGGUAGAGGCCCUGGACAAUCAGAGGGCAGAGGCCCCGGCUGACCGGAGGGCAGAAGCUGCGGAGGAUCCGAGGGCAGAGGUCCCGGUUGUCCAGGGAGCAGAGGCCAGACCUGAUGGGGUAGAAGCUGGAUCAGUCCAGAGGGCAGAAGCUGCCUGUAAUCAGAGGGCCGAGACCCCGGCUGUCCAGGAGGCUGAAUCCUCAGCUGCCGGAAGGGCCACAGGGGCCACCGCAGGAGCUCGAACCCGGAAACCGGUCAAGACAGUGAGGUUCCAGACCCCUGGACGUUUUUCAUGGUUUCGGAAGCGCCAGAGAGCCUUCUGGCACACUCCCCGGUUGCCCACGCUACCCAAGAGAGUCCCCAGGGCAGGCGAAGCCAGGAGCCUCAGGGUCCUGCGGGCCGAGGCCAGAGCAGAGGCAGAGCAUGAAGAGCAAGAGGACCAGCUGUGA
Molecule: messenger RNA, 1533 nt
Organism: Rangifer tarandus platyrhynchus (Svalbard reindeer)
Lineage: Eukaryota; Metazoa; Chordata; Mammalia; Artiodactyla; Cervidae
Source: the annotation of a GenBank genome assembly